Molecule: messenger RNA, 3312 nt
Organism: Phyllotreta striolata
Lineage: Eukaryota; Metazoa; Arthropoda; Insecta; Coleoptera; Chrysomelidae
Source: the annotation of a GenBank genome assembly
AUAAAAAAGAAGAUUACUUAUUUUGACGUUUAUGUGAAAAGAAUUAUUGACAAGUAAGGCAUUUCUCACGUUUUCUGUCAUUUAAAAAUGGCUAGUGCCCGAAGUCUAUUUGGAAUUUUGAAUACAAAAAAUGUAUUAAUUUAUACGCAUUCACAAAUAACGAACAAAAUUUCGAGGAGGUUCCUUCAUCAAUGUUUUCAAUGUAGAGAUCGAAUAGUUAUAAGUUCCGGUAGCAGCAAUAAUUUAAUCCAAAAUUCCAUUCAGCCGAAACGGUUCAUCCAUUUAACCAACGUCGUCAACGCGAGGAAAGACUAUUAUGAAAUUUUAGGCGUAGGUAGAAAUGCUUCGGGUUCGGACAUUAAAAAAGCCUAUUAUAAAUUGGCCAAAAAGUACCAUCCCGAUGUGAAUAAAGACGACCCCGAGGCGUCUAAGAAGUUCCAGGAAGUCUCAGAGGCCUACGAGAUAUUAGGGGAUGACACUAAGCGUAAACAAUACAAUACAUGGGGAGCUACGGCCGAUCAAAUGGGCGCUGGAAUGGGUGGUGGAACUGGUGGAAAAAGCUACGGCCCCCAGGGCUUCAGUCAACAAUGGGAGUACCAAUCGACUAUAAAUCCCGAGGAAUUAUUUAGGAAAAUAUUCGGAGACGCUUUCGGCAAAAGCUCAAACAGCAAUCCGUUCGAAGACUUUGCCGAAUCUAAUUACGGUUUCGGGGAAGCCCAAGAGGUUGUAUUGAGAGUGAGUUUCACUCAAGCGGCUAGAGGUACAAAUAAGGACGUCAAUAUCAACGUAGUGGAUAUUUGCCAAAAGUGCAGGGGUUCCAGAUGCGAACUGGGUACUCAAGCUUCGAAAUGCCAGUUCUGCAACGGUACCGGCAUGGAAACAAUAUCUACAGGACCGUUUGUGAUGAGAUCCACUUGCAGAUACUGCCAGGGGUCUAGGAUGUACAUAAAACACAAAUGCACCGAAUGCCAUGGUAAAGGUUCCACAGUUCAAAGGAAGAAAGUUACCAUUCCCGUACCGGCCGGUAUCGAAGAUGGACAAACCGUUCGAAUGUCUGUGGGAAACAAGGAGCUCUUCGUCACUUUCCGCGUGGAGAAAUCCGAUUAUUUCAAACGGGACGGGCCCGAUGUUCACACAGAGGCGGAAAUUUCGAUUGCGCAGGCGCUCCUAGGCGGUACGAUUAGGAUACAAGGGUUGUACGAAGAUCACACUAUUCAGAUUAUACCGGGCACUUCUUCUCACACAAGAAUCCGUCUGAGCGGCAAAGGGUUGAAGAGAGUGAAUGGUUACGGUCAUGGGGAUCAUUACGUGUUGUUCAAAAUCAUCGUACCGAAGCACUUGAACCAGAAACAGAAAGCUUUAGCAAUGGCUUAUGCGGAAUUGGAAGCCGACACGCCGGGCACCAUUAUGGGAAUUACGCUCAAGAAAGACGGUAGCAAAAUGUUUACUGCAAACGAAAAAGUAGAUCUUUUAGAUGCGAUUCGCUCGGCUUUAGAAGGUAAGGAAAGUACGGAUAAAAAAACUAACGUUGAUUUACUGACCGAUAGGAAAGAAAGCGUACAACAAGUAGAGAAUAGCGAAAAGUCCAAAGAAAAUUCGAAUAAGAGUAGCGGUAAAAAUGGAAACAACGAGCCGGAGAGCGACGGCGAAAUUGCAAAAAUGAAAACUAAAAAUUGAAAAACAUGUUGAAAAUUCUCCUUAGUAAACGAAAGGUUUAAAUUUUUUUAUUGAAUUGUUACUUGCGUUGUAAGUGUUGAUGUAAUACAACCCUAUCGAGAAAUGACUUGGCAUUUCAUUAAAAGUUCAAUAAGGCUCUUAAAAUAGCUUUUAUUCAUCAAUAACAUUUAGUAAUAAAUAAUCUUUAUAAUAAAGGAAUGUUUUUUACAAAAGGAAUUGAAUAAUAUGGAGUAAUUAUAAAUAACGGUUAAAUCGAGACAAUUUGAUAUCAUAACGAAUAUAAAUUUCAUGGUAUAAAUGUCGAUGUCGAAUUAACAAAAAGAAGUAACAAUGCCGGCGUUUUCUUUUUGUAAAUUUUAUCUAUAAUAGUGAGUAAAAUGGUACACAUUUUCCUCAUUAUGUAGAGUAUCGACUACCCCUAUCGUUAUUUUAUAGAUACCUCGUAUAUUAUCCAAUUUAACUUGUAGUUUUCCAAAAUCAAUCGAGCGUGGCGAAAAAGUCAGGUCAAUGCAACAGCUUUCCCAGGCGCAUUACAACGAAUAAAAUAUACCUCGUAAAAUAUAAAUCGUCAUAUAGAGGGUGUCUCAUUAAAAGAACAGAGGUUCCUUAUGACACACCCUGUAUAUAUAUUUUCCUCGUUCAUUAUAUAUUUUCACGCCACAUCAAAUCGACUUUGGAAAGAAGCAGUUUGUUCACAUAACUAUAAAAAAAUUCUCUUCUAAUCACGUAUUUAUCACAAUCAAAUCCAUCAUACACAUAACAUUCGGCUAAUCGGUUAAAACAUUUGCUAAAUUUCCUAUUAAUACGAAGAAUUUUCCGGCGAAAAUUCUUACCAGUCUUUUCUACGGCUAAAACGAAAGUUUGUAAUAACAAAAAAAUGCGAUAUUGCGUGAAUAAUAGACUAAUUAUUUUUGACAAAUUUUCAUGAUUCAUUAUUACUUCAGCUGUUCAAUCGAUUUUUUUUCAUUUUACAAACUGCAGGUCUAAAAUUCAACAAUCACAAUUAUAAUCCAAACAAUUUAUAAAAUAAUUAUAGGCAAUAACAGUCGAAGAAACAGCACUAAAAGAGAUAUCCAUUGCAAUCUAAAUUUCGCAUCGAGUGAAAAUUUCAAAAAAGAAAAAUCCUAAACAGGCGCGAAAGCCAAAAAAUCGAACCGAACAAUACAAAAUUCCCUAUAACUCGUCGAUUGUGCAUGGAAAGCGAGGUUCCCGUAAACCUAAUCAGACUCGCAAAGGGCCCGGCCCCUUGACCCCGUCUCCUAGCCGGAUAUGUGCGCGACACGUCGCUUUGUACUCGUUAAAAAAAGGCCCGCAGAAGCGGCUUCAGGUGUUCGUCAGCAGGCCGAGUUUCAGUCCCAAGCCGACGAUGCCCCUGCUGGCGGAAGUUUGCAACAGCGACACCACAGUGGCUGCCAGCGUGACGGCUAUUUCUAAGUACAAGGCGUAGAACAGCCUGGUUUGGCCCUCGACGGUGGCUACGCCGCCGGCUGCGGUGAAGUCCAGCGGGAACAUGAAGCAGUCCACGGGGUCCCGUUGACGGACGAAACCGAACAGAAUCACUCCUGCAAUUUACGGUCGUAGGUAAAAGUGGUUCAAGUUUGUCCAGCAGGAAUUAACGGGACUGUUCGAAUGAAA